AUGAUACUCAAACCCUUUCUCAUAGCCCUGGGCCUCCUGUCUGUAGCCCAGGCCAUCAAACCCUUCACAUGGAAUAAACAAACAUUCCUCCUACAUGGUAAACCAUUCCAGAUAAUCGGCGGCCAAAUGGACCCCCAACGCAUCCCCCACGAGCUUUGGACCGACCGACUAGCCAAAGCACGCGCAAUGGGCCUAAACACCAUUUUCUCAUACGUCUACUGGGACCAACUAGUGCCUGAAGAAGGCGCCUGGGAAACAAGCGGCAACAACGACAUCGCACGCUAUUUCAAGAUCGCCCAAGAACAAGGACUGAACAUCGUCUUGCGCUCUGGGCCCUAUAUCUGCGGCGAGCAUGAAUGGGGCGGGUUCCCUGCUUGGUUGAGUGAAGUACCCGGUAUGGUCGUUCGAACAAGUAACAAAGAAUACCUUGAAGCCGCGAAAUUCUACAUCGAUCAUCUGGGCGCAGAAUUGAAGGAUUUAAUGGUCACAAAUGGAGGUCCUAUACUUAUGGCCCAGGUUGAGAAUGAGUAUGGCUCUUACGGUGAUGAUCAUGUUUAUAUCUCUUCUUUACGGGAUAUGAUGAGGGAAGCCUACGGUAUCCCGCUAUAUACCAAUGAUGGCGGGGAAGAGUCGAUGCUUAUGGGUGGCCAGAUACCCGGUGCACUGGCCGAAACGGACGGGAGUCCGCAGACAGGAUUCGCGGCGAGGAAUGAAUAUGUGACUGAUCCGAGUAGCUUGGGUCCUCAGCUUGAUGGGGAGUACUAUGUUACUUGGCUGGAUCAGUGGGCGAGUAACUACACGCACGAGACGGAUGUUGGAAACACCGCUGCUAUUAAGCAGGUGACUUCCGACUUGGUUUGGAUUUUGAAGAACGAUAGUUCGUUCAGUAUCUACAUGUUUCAUGGUGGCACGAACUGGGGAUUCCAGAAUGGUGCUGAUUGGGGGGAUGCGCUGGAGCCCAUAACCACGAGUUAUGACUAUGGUGCACCGCUCGAUGAGAGUGGACGGACGAAUGAGAUCUAUCACGCAAUCCGGGAGAUGAUCGGUGCAUAUGUUGGCAAUGAUAGCAUUCCUGAUCUGGUACCCGAAAGUCCAUUGAUCACUAUCCCAUCCAUCAAACUCGAACCGGCCGUGAGCAUGUUCGAUGCACUCCCGGACCCGAUUCGGAAGACGACGCCUGUCAAUAUGGAAGCCGUUGACCAGUCCACUGGGUUUAUUUUAUACCGACACACUGCUACCUCUGCUAUAAGCGGGGUCGUGAAGACGGGCGACCAACCUCGAGACCGGGUCCUCGUUUACGUGAACGGGAAGCGUGUCGGUGUAAUCGAUAGCACGUACGAAGUACCGAAUACCGUUUCUGUCGCGUUGAAGAAGCACGAUGUUCUCGAUCUGCUGAUUGAGAAUAUGGGUCGCGUGAACUUUGGUUCCAAGAUUGUGGAUCAGCGGAAGGGAAUUGUAGGAAAUGUUACUGUUGAUGGGAUGGUUCUCUCAAACUGGGAGUUGUAUCCUCUUCCUCUGACAACCCCUCCGGCUGCCGCAGCUACAGCGCCCCAGGUGACGACAACAUCGGGUCCGAUCUUCUAUACGGGAUCCUUUGACGUUGAUACAAUGGGUGAUACAUUCCUCGAGCUACCAGGGUGGACGAAAGGCGUUGUUUGGGUGAAUGGUAUGAACCUAGGUCGGUACUGGGUUAUUGGGCCUCAACAGACACUGUAUCUUCCUGGUGUUUAUCUUCGUGAGACUGGAAACAGUAUUACCGUGCUGGCGCUGGAGCCUACUGGGGAUGAGGGUGAGGUUCGUGGGAUCACGACGCGGAACUGGGGCAAUAAUCCUGAUCCUGAUAUGUAA
Molecule: messenger RNA, 1848 nt
Organism: Penicillium pulvis
Lineage: Eukaryota; Fungi; Ascomycota; Eurotiomycetes; Eurotiales; Aspergillaceae
Exons: 1
Coding region: 1-1848 (615 amino acids)
Biological process (GO): carbohydrate metabolic process
Cellular component (GO): vacuole
Molecular function (GO): beta-galactosidase activity
Source: RefSeq, a predicted model, not a curated record